UUUUGGGCCACGGUAUCUUGCGUGACAUGGACUGAUAUUAUUUGUCAAAGACUUCAAUUGUCAAAAUUGUCAACAACACACCAAAUACUAAACAGAGUUCUGACAGAAUGUCGGACUCGAAGCCACACCAGUCUCAGUACCGAGGCUGGCUCUACAAGUGGACGAAUUACCUGAAAGGUUACCAGAAGAGAUGGUUCGUUUUGCAGAAUGGACUUUUGUCAUAUUACAGGAACCAGGCUGAGAUGGCACACACCUGCCGUGGCACCAUUAACCUGGCCAAUGCCUUCAUACACACGGAGGACUCGUGCACCUUCGUCAUCUCCAACGGGGGAGCCCAGAGCUUCUACUUGAAGGCGACGUCGGAGGUAGAGAGACAGAAGUGGGUGACAGCGCUUGAGUUGGCAAAGGCCGAAGCCAUCAGGAUGCUGGAAGCAGAGAGUGACGAAGAGGAAGCGCAUCAGCCUGACAAGUUCGAGCUGCAGAACACGUUGCGGACGCUGAAUGCCAAACUAGAGGACCUCAACACGUGCAAUGACCUCAUUGCCAAACACGGGGCAGCCCUGCAGAAGACGCUUUCAGAACUGGAGCAGAUGGACAGCAUGACAGACGUGGCCAGCAAGCUGAAGGCCGUGAAUGAAAGAGCAACUCUCUUCAGGAUAACAUCGAAUGCCAUGAUAAAUGCUUGUUCCGAGUACUAUGAGUUCGCCCAGGUGCACGGCAAGAGGUGGCAGCGUGUGCUGCAGUUCGAGCACGACCAGCGCCUGAAGCUGGAGGAGAUGGUGGAGCAGCUGGCCAAGGACCAGGUGUCCCUGGAAAACAAGGCACGCAAGUCACUGCAGAACGUCAAAAAGGACAACCCAGGCUCCAACCCAUCUGAUGAUGAAGAUUUCUUUGAUGCCCUCGACCACCAGGUGGAGGAGUUCGAAGUGGCGCUGCCUCAUAAACCCGAGAAAAGACACAGACGCACCGACAGUGACUUCAGUAUGGAGAGCUACAACAACGACAUGUCCAGCGAGUCCGAGUCCGAGACCUUGUCCCAGGAGGCCAGGGUCUACACAACCAAAACAGACUCGCCCAAAAAGAUGGACUCAGUUUCUAUCGUGAAGGGGGAACACAGGCGAACUGCAAGCCACGACAAAUCCCGAACACGAACAUCAUCCGUAUCUUAUGAUUCCCAGAAUCCUUCAUCUGCUUCCGAGUCGUCAGGCGAUGUGGUGUCAAAACGUGUUCGGCGACACAGGAUCCCGGACAAACCCAACUUCAGCCUAAACUUAUGGAGCAUAAUGAAGAACUGCAUUGGUCGAGAGCUGUCCAAGAUCCCCAUGCCUGUCAACUUCAGCGAACCCCUGUCCAUGUUGCAAAGACUAACGGAGGAGUUUGAGUACACGCACUGUCUGGAUAUGGCUGCGCGGUGCGAGGACUCUGCUGAACAGCUGGCCUGGGUGGCCGCGUUCACGAUAUCGGCGUACGCCACCACUCUCAGUCGGACAGGCAAGCCCUUCAACCCUCUCUUAGGGGAGACCUAUGAGUGUGACAGGAUGGACGACCUGGGAUGGAGGUCCAUUGCAGAGCAGGUGUCCCACCACCCGCCCACACUGGCUGUGUAUGGUGAGGGGAAGGAAUGGAACUUGUGGCAGGAGUUCACCAUGACCAGCAAGUUCCGCGGCAAAUACCUGCAGAUUAUACCCAUGGGCAUUGCCCACCUGGUGUUUCCCAAGAGCGGCAACCACUACACGUGGCGCAAGGUGACGACGACGGUGCACAACAUCAUUGUUGGGAAGCUGUGGGUGGACAGCCAUGGGGAGAUGGACAUCACCAACCAUCAGAAUGGGGACAAGUGUCAUCUCAAGUACUCUGCUUACAGCUACUUCUCCAGGGAUAUACCCCGGAAGGUUUCGGGUGUGGUGACGGACGCGUCUGGCAAGCCAAAGUGGGUGAUGACAGGGACAUGGGAUGUCCAGAUGGAGGGGGCCAAGGUGCUGCAUGUAGAGGAGUCCAACAAGGGCAAGCCGGUGUUCGAAACAGGCCCACAUAAAGUCAUGUGGAAGGUUAACAAACCGAUAGUGGGAUGUGAGAGGAUCUACCACUUCACACAGCUUGCUAUUGAGAUGAAUGAACCGGAGGAAGACGUUGCUCCGACAGACUCGCGGAACCGACCGGACCAGCGGCACAUGGAGAAUGGCAAGUGGGACGAGGCAAACCGAGUGAAGAUCCUGUUGGAAGAGAAACAGAGGGCGUCCCGGAAAAAGAGGGACAGUGAAGCAGAGAAGGCCAAGGUUGAGGGUAUGGAAUCUAAGGUGUACGAGCCCAAGUGGUUCCGGAAGGAGCUGGACAGCACGACCGGGAGUCUGAUUCACACAUACACAGGGGAGUACUGGAAGUGCAAGGCAGAGCAAGCCUGGGACAGGUGCCCUGAUAUAUUCUUGUGAUAGUCACCCACCCGGGGGACGUAACUCUGACUUGCGAAUUUGAGCAACUGGGAGAUAGUGAUUGUUCUUCCAAUAAUGAGGAUAUCAGCCAUUGAAUCAUGUAGCCAAGGGUCACGUAAGGGGUGAUGUAGACGUCGACGUCGACACAGUCUGCAGCCACUCCACAGACGACGGCGUGAUCACAGUCUGCUGCAACAGGGAGCUCUGUGAUAGGUUGGCCCCUGUGAUGUCACUGCCUUCAUAACAAGCCAUUGUGGAUGUUGAUACCUUGUGAAGUGUCUAGCUCCAGCGUUCUUCAUACAAGUUCCAUAACUUAUAUGGAGACAAGAGAAUGAUACAAGAAUUGUAUUCUGAUAAUGUUUGAGCAGGUUCAACCGUAGUUAUCUCAGAGUUUAGCUGACUGAUUAUCUUGUAUUGCAUGGUUAUACCACUAUAGAUUGGUAAGAAGUUUACUCCAUGUAAAAGUAAUGAAUUGAUAAAAUUCAGAAAAUGUUAAAACAGAUGAAAAGAGUUGACAGCCAAUAAAAAGGAGACUAUUUCAUGAGACAGGAGAAAUAAGUGAGUUACCGUAUUCGACGUUAUAAGCGCCCGCUGUAAUAAGCGCCCAAGGCGAUAUUUGCUUAUAUAUUGGCUAGUGAACAAUCCCAAUUAUCACCCCUUCCGAUUAAUCAGUGUACACAGGACAUAUUUAUUUGUGUAAAAUAUGUGUGUUAUUUGCAUCCUUAAUUAUGGGCAAUUAAAUUCUGGAAAAAUAUAUCUGUUGUAUAUAAACAUUUCAGGCUGUCUGCAUAAAUUUACGAUCUUUCAACUCUGUUGCUUUUCACCAAAAUAUUCUAAUUCGAGCCCCCUAUUUCUAAUUUUGAGGGCGCCCUGGGUGCUUGUUAUGUUGAAUACGGUAAUUACAGACCUUCCCUUACUGCCUAGGAUAGCCUAGUGGUUAAAGCAGUCACUUGUCAUACCGAAGACUAGGUUUGAUUCUCCACAUGGUUACACUAUGAAGGGUAUGCCUCUGUCAUGAUAUGGAUGGAAUAUUGCUAAGAGCUUUAUAAGACCAUAUUUUAUUCACAAGCAGUAUAUAUAAAGGGUUGACUUGAAUUUAUACAGUAUAUACAUCAGAUUCAUGCCAAACUGAACUGACAUUGUAUGAGAGAGAGAAUGUAAUGAAGUUUGUACCCCUCUUCCUGAAAUUGGGAGAAUUAAGAGGAAAUGUCAGUUCCUUGAAUGCAUCAGUUGUGAUGCUCCCUGUCCGUGGAAAGCCCUAGUGGGCACAAAGACAGUCUCAAUGGGUAGACAGGCUUGACGUAUGGAGUAAGACUACUUUAUUGUUUCUGUGUGAUGUUUUGGUACCAAUGCCCACAUGGGUACAAUGUGUGAUGCCCAUUUCUGGUGUCCCCCGCCAUGAAAUUGCUGGAAUAAAACCAUACCCAUUCAGUACCAAUGUUAAUACCUUCAAAUUGCUUGAUAAAGGUAUUAGCAUAUAUACUGAAAUGGUACUAAAGCAUUUAAAAUGACACUUUUGAGAGCUUUCUAAAAACAUUUUCACAGAUCCGUAAAACCUGGGGUUUCUAGUUGAAUUUAGGUGGGUACUGGUACCCUUCAAAUACUUUUAUUAAAGUUUUUAGAUUUACUUACUUUGCCAUCUAUACACUAAUGCUUGUGUAAGUACAAUACCAACAGAAGUACAGUAUUCAAAAGCUGUAAUAUAAGUACUGCAUAAGUAUAUAUACUAUUACUAUCUUCUUUUGACAGGGUUAAUCAGAUAUGUCAUUCUGUUUAAAUACACACUUGACAUGAGAAUCGGUUGUGUGUCAUGAAAAGAUAGAAAAUAUCCCUAUGAAAAAUGGAAUAGUGAUACAUGUAUAAGUAAAGAGUAAAGUACAACAGGAUUUCAAUAUAAGAACAGGUUUGGUACAUACGAGUAUGUAUGUGAGCUCCAGUUAAGGAUUUUAAUGGAUGACAUUUUAUGUUCAAGUUUUGUCUGGUACUAUUUAUAUAUGGCUUCAGUACAGACAACAAGGUGGAAAUAUUCAGCACAGGUGUGAAAACAGACAAACCUUUAGGCUUAAAAAAAUAAAAGAAUUGGUUCUCAGGUAAUGACUUUUGAAAAUAUAGUGCAGGCAGGUGGUCGAUUUUUUUGGCUUGCUUGUUCAAAGUAGUAUGUAACCAAAUAAACAGUUGUGUACAAUCAGCCUGGGAUAGUGCCUCCCUAUGUAAACAAGCAUACAAACUCCGAUUGCCGCCAUGACCAGAACACCAGAUGCACAGUAAAGCAGUGCGUAUGUAAAGGGAAGUAACUGCGUGCUGUAUUUGGAUUGCAUUGUUUUUAAGUAUAAGGAUUUAAAAAAAAAAUUAAAUGAAAAUAAAAACGAAACAUGCUGCAGAGAAGCAAGACUAUUAUUUUUUUUAAGCCUUAGAUAUCAGUUGUAAGAUAUGUGAAAUAACUGUAUAAAUAGUAAUAUGUUGAGUACAGUAAACCACGGUUAUAACGAACUCGAAGGGACCACUAAUUUUACUUCGUAAUAACCGUAGUUCGUUUUAAGCAUAUAUACGACAUUUAUACAACAAAUGGUCGGGACUGAAAAAUAAGUUCGUUAUAUCAGUCAGUUCGCUAUAUGCGUGUUCGUUAUAACCGUAGUUUACUGUAGUAAGCCUAAUUAUUGGCCCAAGAAUCCUUUUUUAUUGUGUGAGUGAGGUCAAGGCUAUGACUUGUUUUUACGACUUGGAAACGUGAAAACCCUGUGUAGAAACACCCAUCUUACGAUGACCGGGUUACGUGUUCACCCCCUCCAGAUGAAGUGGUACUCUUUAAUCCGACAUCGGUUUGUACUGUUUGUCAUGCACUGUGUGUGUGUAAAGAGCUUGUAGAUACAGGGGUAUGUUACCUGGCCUCCAGGCCUGGAAGUGUGUAUGUAUGAGACUUCUGUAGCACUGUGGUAGUCACAGUGUAUUUGUUAUGUACAUAGAAUUCAGAGUGACACUUUGUUGUAGUCAUCUUAGUGUACAGAUGUCCGCCCAGCCCCGCCUCUUCCCCCCUGGACCCGCCUCUUCCCUCCUGGAUUCGCCUCUUCCCUCCUGGACCUGCCUCUUCCUUCCUGGACCCUCCUUGACCCCUGCCUAGUCCCUCCUGGACCUGCCCCUUCCCUGUUUGACCUUACCUUUUCCAACUGGACCGCGCUCUUCCCUCACCCCACGACAAAAAUAUGUCCUGGUCACGCCCUUAGACAAACCUUCUGCCCUGGCCAUAGCCCUCGAUAAACCUGCCCUGACCCCACCCACUAUGCCCCGCUGUCCUGACCCCGCCCACUAUCCUGACCCCACCCACUAUGCUACACUAUCCUGACCCCACCCACUAUGCCCCGCUGUCCUGACCCCACCCACUAUGCCUCCACUGUCCUGACCCAACCCACUAUGCCCCGCUGUCCUGACCCCACCAACUAUGCCCCGCUGUCCUGACUCCACCCACUAUGCCUCCACUGUCCUGACCCAACCCACUAUGCCCCGCUGUCCUGACCCCACCCACUAUGCUACGCUAUCCUGACUCCACCCACUAUGCCUCCACUGUCCUGACUCCACCAACUAUGCCCCGCUGCCCUGACUCCACCCACUAUGCUAUGUUAUCCUGACCCCACCCACUAUGCCCGGCUGUCCUGACUCCACCCCUUAUGCCUCCACUGUCCUGACCCCACCCACUAUGCCUCCACUGUCCUGACCCCCACCCACUAUGCCCCGCUGUCCUGACCCCCACCCACUAUGCCCCGCUGUCCUGACUCCACCCACUAUGCCCCGCUGCCCUGACUCCACCCACUAUGCCACACUAUCCUGACCCCACCCACUAUGCCCCGCUGUCCUGACCCCACAGACUAUGCCCUGCUGUCCUGACCCCACCCACUAUGCCUCCACUGUCCUGACCCAACCCACUAUGCCCCGCUGUCCUGACCCCACCCACUAUGCCCCGCUGUCCUGACCCCACAGACUAUGCCCUGCUGUCCUGACCCCACCCACUAUGCCUCCACUGUCCUGACCCAACCCUCUAUGCCCCGCUGUCCUGACUCCACCCACUAUGCCCCGCUGUCCUGACCCCACCCACUAUGCUACGCUAUCCUGACUCCACCCACUAUGCCUCCACUGUCCUGACCCCACUGUCCUGACCCCACCCACUAUGCCCCACUGUCCUGACUCCACCAACUAUGCCUCCACUGUCCUGACUCCACCCACUAUGCCCCCACUGUCCUGCCCCCUUGUGGUAGUUGUUGCUAUUUAUCAUGUGUGUAGAAUGUGGUUCGUGCAAACAGCUGCUGUGAUAAUGUUGUGACCAUAAUCCUGGAUGAAGUCUCACGACUAGUGCUGGAGUUCAACAUUCAAGUCAUUCUGACAACCUGUAUAACUGUCACAUUAUCAGAUAAUCAAUGCUGCUCUGCUGUAUAGCACUGUUUGAGAGACUUCCUUCACUGUUCCCAGACUCGUCCAGAAAGGGAUAUUGGUCCUGCUUCCUGUCUGCAUGCAUUACUUCCCCACUAGAUGUCACUGUUGUAGCAAGAGGCUAUGUUAUGCAGUCUACACACAUGCAACCUUAAGUGUUAGAUGGUGUAAUUUAGUAGACAUAAUAUAUGUAUGUAUGAGGCUAGUGUGUAAGAUAUAUCUCCUGCUAAGGGAGGUAACUUGCUUUUUCUCCUGGAAAGGGAGAUAACUUGUUUUUUCUCCUAGAAAGGGAGAUAACUUCUUUCCCAAGGUCACUGUGUGAUACUGCUCUUAGCCCUGUGGGCCCUGAUCUGCUUUAAUACCUGUAUCCAUGUUCUCACACACCAAUGUGGCAAUUUAUUCACACAGAUUCUGUGAAUGGUCAUUUUCUCACACACAUGUAUGAUGGUUUAUUCGCACAGAUUCUGGUCAAAAGUUUACAGCUUGUUCUCAGAAUCCGUGACAGUCAAUUCUGGUCUCCAAAUCUGUUACUGUAAAUGAAUACAGGUUGUAUGUAUGUAACUGAUUGGGUGACCACUUGGUAUCAGUGAUGAAUGUACAUCAAGGAUACUCUUGAUUAUGUAACGAUCAUGUAGGAUAUGAUUAUAAUAUGAUCAUUAGGGACUGGUCACUUAUUAUAGGAGGUUUCGGGGCAGGGGAUGAGAUUGGAGGGGUUGGGUGUUUGCCAAAAUUUAUCAAGGGGGUUUGGGGAGGGGCAUUAAAAAAAUUUCUUGGGUGUGUGUGAUAAAUGUUACAUAAAAUAGGAUAAAUAUAUUGUUUCCAAAGACCAAUCCCCAUCCUCCAUUAAUAAAAUGACCAGUCUGUUGUGAUUUCUGCCAUUGUAAAGAAAUGGACUAUGAAAUGUAAGUCUUAAAUCCAUUACUAGACCGCUGUAAGCAGCUGUAUCAUGACACUAUUGACAUUGAACAGUUCAUAAGUAGUUGAUAUAUUGUCGUAUCAACUGCCACAUUUCUACGCUAGUCGAUUCGUGUGGGAUCCAGUGACAAACCUCGAUAUUAUUCUAUGUCAGUGUAGCCCUGUAUGGUGGUAAUGUUGUGUUUUAUGUUAACCAAUAUUUGCCAAAUUUGAUACCAUUCAUGUUUGCUGAAGAAAUACUUAUGGCAUCUCUCUAUGGGAGAUAACUCCAGUCAUCAAAAAUAUCAUUGUGUGACGUUAUGCAAGUUCCUGUGUGAUAUCACACAUAUCAUACUGGUUUGCUGCCUUUUUUAGCAUCAGAAAAAUAUUACAAUCUGUAUGAAUUGUAAUAACAGGAGAUUUGCAAAGUGAUUUUUUAUAAGCUCCUGACUGAGUGGAAUUGAAUUGCCCUUGAUUUUACAGGUAUUAUAUGAUUUGGCAUUAUGGAAUGAACUUCCUAGAUACUGAGAGACUUGCGGGUCAUUUGUAUACUCUUCAACAUCUGUAAGGAAGCAGUCUGACCAUGAACAUGCUGAUCCCUAGCAUAUGUUGAGUAGUAUAGUCACUAUUUGGUUGCCUUAUAUUUCCUGGACACACUCUCUGUGCAUAAGGGACAAAGCUCCUUGAAUGUGGAGCUAUCACUCAGCACAUCUGUAUAUAGCUGCAUGUUGUGUCAUUUCCAUUGCCUGUUCAUAGUCCAACUGUUCAUAGUCCAACUGUAUCAAUCACACAAACUGAGUGGUGGAAGCUGGAUUCACCUUGCGGGUUAUGCUGAAGACAUCUGCUUGCUGUGUAUUAAAAUACAAGAGCUGUCUAUGCAAGGACUUGUACACUCCUACUCCAAGGUUCCUGAUAGCCAGGUUAUGGGAAUUCAGACCUUUGAGCUUCAAUUCUGACAUUGAGAAAUUUGUUUGCCCUAUCGAUGAGAUGAUGUUGACGUCAUCAGAAAAGUCAGGAUAUAUAUUUUGACAAAAAUGGUGUUCACCGAAUGAGCAGAGCUCAGAAUGUGAAGCUGGUCUCCCACACUCAGCACUGAUAUUCCGGAUAUGCUUGGUAUGUUCAGUCCUACUGGAGAGUACGAAGAGACUCAUGGUAUGCACCACACACAGCUACUAAUGUGCAUGUUGAUUCCCGAUGUGUUCCAGCCACUGCUACAGUUAUGGAGAGGUUCUUGGUAUGCUCCAAGCACUGUUAUGGGUAUUCAAGGAGGUUCUUGGUAUAUUCCAUGCACUGCUACAGGUACACAAGGAGGUUCUUGGUAUGUUCCAAGCACUGCUAUGGGUAUUCAAGAAGGUUCUUGAUAUGCUCCGAGCACUGCUACAGUUAUUGAGAGGUUCUUGGUAUGCUCCAAGCACUGAGACAGGUAUAAAGGAUCAUGGUAUGCCCUAAGCACUGCUAUGGGUAUACAAGGAGAUUCUUGAUAUACUCCAAGCACUGCUACAGUUAUUGAGAGGUUCUUGGUAUGCUCCAAGCACUGCUAGGGGUAUAUUAGGUUCCUGGUAUGAUCCAAGCAUGGGUCUACAAGGUUCCUGGUAUGCUACAUGCUACAUUGAUAUUCCUGAUAUGCUUUAAGCACUGCUAUGGAUGUAUACAAGGAGAGUCCUUGUGUAUCCCAAUCACAGCUAUUGGAAUAUGGGAGGACAUUCCUUUAUGUAUCCUGUAAUGAGCUUGGAUUAAUGAUUUGACCCUGGCACAAGUGUUCGUGUAAAUGAAUUGAUUCCAGAUAAACCCCAUACACAGCUACUGGUGAAUAUGAGGAGAUUCACACUAUAUCCAAUACACAGUUACUGGUGCGUAUGAAAAGAUUCUCGAUUAUUCCACGCAGCUACUGGUGUAUACAAAGAAUUUCUCACUAUAUCCAAUACACAGUUUCUGGUGUAUAUGAGAUGAUUAUUGAUAUGUCCCACACAACUACUGGUAUAUGCGAGGACAUCCUUGCUAUAUCCCUCAUAUCCACCAAAACCUGAGUUACCAGUGUAUGUGAUGUACGAAUGUCUGUAAGCUUCUGGUUUGACCUGUACCACGUGGUGGCCCAUGCAAGUCCAGCCUGUUUAUGUAGUGUGUGCUGCCUGAUCGUCAAGGUGUCAAGCAAUAUAUGGUCCCUGAGGGAAAACUUGUUAAUGAGUAAAUUCAUCACAUGUA
Haliotis rufescens (red abalone) is the source of this 9944-nucleotide messenger RNA. RefSeq names its product oxysterol-binding protein 1-like. Gene Ontology annotation, molecular function: sterol binding. Lineage: Eukaryota; Metazoa; Mollusca; Gastropoda; Lepetellida; Haliotidae. The record is from RefSeq and is a predicted model, not a curated record. Gene Ontology annotation, cellular component: membrane; cytosol; intracellular membrane-bounded organelle. The coding region runs from base 108 to 2429 and encodes 773 amino acids. The transcript is spliced from 13 exons.